ACCACCCAGUAUGCUGCCAACAUCUGCGCAGGGUUGACGUCCUGUGCCCGUCGCCAUAUUGCUUCGUUUUUCCCGCGUUUCCAUCAUUUUCAUCCGCUUCAAGUUUAGAAAUAAUUAGUGUCCUUAUGAAGGAAGUAAAUUUAUAUCUUCUUUGGGAGCUGACAAAUAAUAGGUAUUUUCAGGAUAACAAUUUUUACAGAAUACUAGAACGGUUAACCCGAGAAUGAAACGCAAUGAGUCGUCUAGAAGCGUCACGUCAAAGUAUUCGGGUCGCCGAGGCUCGCAGCGGCCGGCGCUGACCCUCAGCUUCCGCCAGAAUUCGCUCACCAUCAGCUCGCUUGCUCAACAGUCUGCAUUUCUAACGGAAAGAGCGUUUAAGGAAGAAGGAGCGGAUCCUAAUAGUCAAACAGACGCAGUUUCUUGGUUUAGUCUAUUCAGAUUUGCUAAGCCAUGGGAGUUCGUUCUGCUAUUCCUGGGUGUGAUAUUCGCCUCGCUGAACGGUCUUUUCGUGCCCGUCGGUGUCAUCAUAUACGGCGAAUUCACAUCGCUACUUAUAGAUCGAACCGUUAUGAAUGGGACUUCAACGCCAACGCUCACUAUUGCCUGGUUUGGCGGAGGCAGGAUACUUACAAACGCAAGCCGAGAAGAGAAUCGUCAAGCCCUGAUCGAAGACUCGCAGGCGUUUGGCAUCGGUUGCACGGUGUUCUCCGUGCUGCAGUUCCUUGUGGGGGUCAUCAGUGUCGAUCUUUUUAAUUAUGCCGCACUUAGACAGAUCGACAGAGUAAAAGAAAAGUUUUUACAAGCCGUACUGCGUCAAGAUAUCACGUGGUAUGACCUGAACACUUCGAUGAACUUCGCAACUAAAGUUUCAGAUGACGUGGAAAAAUAUCGCGAAGGGAUCGGUGAGAAGAUACCGAUGCUGAUCUAUCUCGUGAUGUCGUUUGUUACCGCGGUCAUCAUAUCGUGCGUCUACGGCUGGGAGCUGACGCUAGUCAUUCUCUCCUGUGCGCCGAUCAUUAUCGCCACUACGGCUAUUGUGGCUAAGGUUCAAUCGUCGUUGACGUCACAAGAGCUGAAGGCGUACAGCGUCGCCGGCGUCAUCGCGGAGGAAGUUCUCUCUUCCAUCCGAACCGUGGUCGCGUUUGGGGGGGAAGAAAAAGAGAUCGAUAGAUAUCAAAAUCGUCUUGAUCCAGCGAAAAAAACUGGUGUAAAAAAGGGGGUGUAUUCGGGUAUAGGUAGUGGUUUCAUGUGGCUUAUUAUCUAUGCUACAUACGCGUUGGCCUUUUGGUACGGUGUGGGUUUGAUCUUGGAUAGCCGACACGAAGAAGAACCGGUGUACACUCCAGCUGUUCUGAUGAUUAUCUUCUUCAGCGUCCUCCAAGGAGCGCAGAACGUCGGCCUGACGGCGCCGCACCUCGAGGCGAUCGCCGGCGCGCGCGCGUCUGCGGGGGCGAUCUUCUCUGUACUCGAUAGGAAACCAACUAUAGACAGCUUGUCGACCGAAGGCAGUAAGCCUGUUCUGGAAGGAGACAUGGAGCUGAAGAACGUGUAUUUUAGAUACCCAGCUCGACCUGACGUUCAGGUCCUAAACGGACUCAGUCUGAAGAUAAAUCGUAACGAGACCAUAGCACUCGUCGGUGCGAGUGGCAGCGGCAAGUCCACAGUACUACAGCUCUUGCAAAGGAUGUACGAUCCAGACUUGGGAUCCGUGACCGCAUCGGACAAUGACCUCAGAGAUAUCAACGUGCGACACUACCGGGGUCACAUCGCAGUCGUUGGCCAGGAACCUGUUCUUUUCGCUGGGUCUAUUAAGGAGAAUAUACGUAUGAGCAAUCCUACCUGCACGGACGAAGAAAUCGUUAUAGCAUCAAAGCAAGCGUACUGUCAUGCCUUCAUCAGACAUUUACCUAAUGGAUAUGAUACCAUGAUUGGUGAAAGAGGCGCCCAACUAUCUGGUGGACAGAAACAGCGAAUCGCAAUAGCUAGAGCGUUGGUCCGGAAACCGAAAAUUCUCAUCCUCGACGAGGCCACUUCAGCUCUUGACUCGCAGAGUGAGGCAAAGGUUCAGCGAGCUUUAGAUGCAGCUGCGUAUGGAAGAACCACCAUCAUGGUUAGCCACAGAUUAGCAACGGUGCUUAAUGCGAAUCGGAUCGUUUUCAUCGAAAAGGGUGAAGUGGUAGAAGAAGGUACUCAUGAAGAACUUUUAAGUCUAAGAGGUCGAUACUAUCAACUGGUACUGGAGAACGAGCCAAGCAUCGCACCUGAUGGACACACGGGUGCCCCGAAAACUAACUUUGAUCCAACCACAGAUGCCAAAAUGAGAAGAUCGAAACUUCAAAAGAUGGUUUCCCUCGAUUCGAUGAAGAGUAAUUCUAUGGAGGAAGAGGAUUCAGGUUCUGAGGACAGCGUAGUUCUCGACGAAAAGGAGGAAAAAGAAUUCGAGCCGACAACAUGGCAAAUCUUGAAAUUAUGUGAACCGGAAAAACAUCUAAUGGCCAUAGGAAUUAUAGCGGCUAUCGCUGUGGGAUCCUCAUUUCCGUGUUUUGCUAUACUCUUCGGUGAAACAUAUGGCUUAUUAGAAAGUAAGGAUGAAGACUAUGUUCGUGGUGGUACCAACAUCAUUGCUAUACUUUUCUUACUAGUAGGAAUGUACACUGGCAUCGGUAUUUUCUUCCAAAUCUUUGUUUUCAACAUCACAGGCGUGAGGCUCACGGCUAGACUGAGGGUAGCUGCAUUUCGAGCGAUGCUGCAACAGGAGAUUGGUUGGUUCGACAACCCUCAGAACGGCGUCGGAGCGCUCUGUGCGAGGCUCGCUUCUGACGCUGCAGCGGUCCAAGGUGCCACUGGUACCCGAAUUGGUGCGCUCAUGCAAGCAUCAGCCACCAUCCUCAUCGGUAUUAUGGUGUCCAUGUACUACACAUGGCGCAUGACGCUAGUGUCCUUGAUAUCAGUGCCGAUGGUCAUAAUUGCGGUCGUGUUGGAAGGCCGAGUGCUGGCCGAGGGCAUCGCAACAAUACGAGAAGCAUCAAACAAAGCGACGACAAUAGCGACGGAGGCUAUCACCAAUAUUAGGACAGUGUCUGCGUUUUGCGGCGAGGAGAGCGCGCUGGCGCGGUACCGCGCGGCGGGCGGGGGCGCGCGGCGGGCGGCGCGCGGCAGCCUGCGCUGGCGCGGCGCCGUGUUCGCCUUCGGGCAGACGGCGCCCGUGGCGGGCUACGCGCUGUCGCUGUGGUACGGCGGCGUGCUGGUGGCCGACCAGCAGGUGCCCUACAAGGACGUCAUCAAAGUGUCAGAAGCGCUGAUAUUCGGCGCGUGGAUGAUGGGGCAGGCGCUGGCCUUCGCGCCGAACUUCGGCGCCGCCGUGCUGGCGGCCGGGCGCGUCAUGACGCUGCUCGCGCGCCGCCCGCUCGUGGAGAGCACGCACGCGCCCUCCGUGCCCGACGCCUACGUAGCAGAUGGUAAAAUCCAUUACAAGAACAUAAAUUUCCGCUACCCGACGCGGCGCGAGGUGCAAGUCCUGCGCGGCCUCUCCCUGCUCAUUCCGUGCGGGAAGCGCGUGGCGCUCGUCGGCCCCAGCGGCUGCGGGAAGUCUACCCUCAUACAGCUCCUGCAAAGGUUAUACGACCCGGACGACGGUCAUGUGUAUUUAGACGACCACAGUAUCGUCGGCGACAUGCGGCUGUCGACCCUCCGUCGCAACCUCAGCAUCGUGUCGCAGGAGCCGGUGCUGUUCGACCGCACCAUCGCCGAGAACAUCGCCUACGGAGACAACACCAGGAACGUUCCGAUAGAGGAGAUCGUCAUCGCCGCCAAGGCCGCCAACGUGCACUCGUUCAUCGCCGCCUUGCCCGAUGGCUACGCGACGCGCAUCGGGCAGCGCGCGUCGCAGCUGUCGGGCGGGCAGAAGCAGCGCGUCGCCAUCGCGCGCGCGCUCGUGCGCGACCCGCGCGUGCUGCUGCUGGACGAGGCCACCUCCGCGCUCGACACGCACAGCGAGCGGGUGGUCCAAGAAGCCUUGGACAGAGCGAGUGAAGGCAGGACAUGCCUCAUUAUCGCCCAUCGGCUCGCAACCAUACAGAACGCAGACGUCAUCUGCGUCAUAGACCAGGGAGUGGUCGCGGAAAUGGGCACCCACAAGGAACUUAUCGCUCUGAAGAAAAUCUAUGCAAGAUUAUACGAGUUACAAUGCGGCUUCGUUGAGGAGAGUGAGGAAAAUUUGGAAAACGAAGAAAAUUCUUAAGCUUAUACACCAAAUGAACUCCUUAAUGCCGACUUAAACUAUAACAAAAGAUAAACAUCGCUGCGGACUAAUUGUCAAACAAAUCGACCAUUGUCAUUCAAACUGAAACUUCU
This is a messenger RNA of Vanessa tameamea, 4353 nucleotides long. RefSeq names its product multidrug resistance protein homolog 49 (gene Mdr49). The coding region runs from base 224 to 4240 and encodes 1338 amino acids. The record is from RefSeq and is a predicted model, not a curated record. Gene Ontology annotation, biological process: transmembrane transport. Gene Ontology annotation, cellular component: membrane. Gene Ontology annotation, molecular function: ATP binding; ATP hydrolysis activity; ABC-type oligopeptide transporter activity. The transcript is spliced from 24 exons. Lineage: Eukaryota; Metazoa; Arthropoda; Insecta; Lepidoptera; Nymphalidae.